AUGGUACAUGAAGGCAAGAUCCCAUCGCCAAAACAAGCACUGGAGCGUGCUAUCACACUGCUUAAGCUGCACCAAAAAAUGAAACAAAAGCCAGAGAUGAGAGCAAGAUUGCCAAUUGGGUGGGAAAAGCCAUCACCAGGAGUGUUGAAACUCAAUGUUGAUGGAGCUAUCUUCAAUGACCAACAAGGGGCAGGGGUAGGCAUAAUCCUUCGAGAUGCAGUAGGGGAAGUCCUUUUGGCUGUGAGUAAGAAGGGUCAUGCGGUUAAUGACCCACCAGACGUAGAACUGUUAGCCAUGCUAAGAGGACUGCAACUAUGCAUCCCUUUAGGAAUCGAGGAACUUAUUCUUGAAAGUGACUCACUACUGAUGAUUACACAACUGCAAGAGAAAGAAGAGUCUUGGUCUCUACUAGGGAAUAUUAUAAAGGAAACCAAACUUCUCAUGGCUAGGUUCUACUGCUGCACAAUUCAACAUGUUGGGUGUAAAGGAAAUGAAGCAGCUCAUAGUUUAGCUAGAUAUGCUUGGCAUAUAGAUGAUAUCUCAAUUUUGUGGGAAUCUUUCCCCAAGGUCAUUCAACAAAUUGUAUGGGUUGACAAAUUUUUGUAA
Molecule: messenger RNA, 606 nt
Organism: Juglans regia (Persian walnut)
Lineage: Eukaryota; Viridiplantae; Streptophyta; Magnoliopsida; Fagales; Juglandaceae
Exons: 1
Coding region: 1-606 (201 amino acids)
Molecular function (GO): nucleic acid binding; RNA-DNA hybrid ribonuclease activity
Source: RefSeq, a predicted model, not a curated record